This is a messenger RNA of Rhopalosiphum maidis (corn leaf aphid), 1703 nucleotides long. RefSeq names its product UDP-glucuronosyltransferase 2B2-like. The coding region runs from base 352 to 1212 and encodes 286 amino acids. Gene Ontology annotation, molecular function: UDP-glycosyltransferase activity. The record is from RefSeq and is a predicted model, not a curated record. The transcript has a single exon. Lineage: Eukaryota; Metazoa; Arthropoda; Insecta; Hemiptera; Aphididae.
AUGUGAAAAGGUAUAGUUAAUUAUAUAAUACACUUUUAAAACUCCGUCGACGCAAAACUGCAGUUUGACGGUGCGUAAACGAACUAUAAUGAAUUUAUUUUAAUAUACAGACAACGAACUAUACGUAUAGGUAGGUUAGGUUAUAUUAUAUAUUUUUAUCUGCGCUAUAUGUCGAGGCGGAUUCAAUUACGUUGCUAACGCGCGCUCGUUGGUAUGUAAUAUGUACACGAUGUACCUAUUGAGCAUAUAUACAUAGAUGCAUUAUACACGCGCGCGACGCAUACAGUUUAAGUGCACGUUUCGACAAUCAGUCACAUAUUAUAAAGUUCACGCGACACAACGCCGGCCAUUAUGGUUAACGCUACCGUAACGUAUUAUUUGCUCGUCGCAGCCACCGUGGCCGCGUCUUACCGCGCGUCCGCGGCUCGCAUACUCGGUGUGUUCCCGCACCACGGGUACAGCCAUCACAUGGUGUUCUUGCCUUACCUGCGGACACUGGCAGACCGCGGACACGACGUGCACGUUAUCAGCAACUUUGAUUCGUCGCAUCCGAACAUCACCGACAUCAGUGUCGAGGGCUCUAUGCCCAUGUUCAACAACAACGUCACUUUACCGGACAAUGCCGGGCACUUCGGCAUUGUCAGCGCGUUAACGGACAUGUUCAUACUGUACGGCUUAGCCAAGACAACGGAAGCCGUGUUCGACGCACCGGCCGUCCGGAGUCUACUCGACGACCACACCGCGUCGUUCGACUUGGUUAUCGCCGAACAUUUCAAUAGCGAGCUGCCGCUUGGUUUCGCCGCAAAAUACCGCGUGCCGUUCAUUUUGCUCAGUAGCUGUCCACUGACGCCGUGGACCAUGUCCCUGGUCGGCCAGCCGCAACAGAUAGCGUACAAGCCGUCCGUGUUUAGCGGCCUGCCGGAACGAAUGGACCUCGGCCAGCGGCUGACCAACACGGCCGUAGCGGUCGUGUCCGCUGCCGUGUUUCGGUUGAUGAACCGGCCUUGGAGCCAGAGGACGCUGAAAAAACGCUUGGGCCUGGACGUGUCCCUGGACGAAUUGGCGUCCAACGUCAGUCUGGUGUUGGUCAACACGCACUGGUCCUUAAACGGGGUAUCGCCGGCCAUGGCUGCUGUAAAGGAGACCGGUGGGAUGCAUAUCAUGCCUCCUAAACAAUUGCCACUCGUUAGUAUAUACAAAUGUAUUUUAUAAGUUAUAUUACUAGAUUAAGUCGACUUGUAUAUAGUAACGCAAAUGUCGCAAAUCAUUUUACUUCAAUCGUGGUUAUCAUGUUAAGUGUUUUUAAAUAUUAUAGCAUUAUCAUUUUCGUCGUUUGCAUUAUCCUAAGUAAAGCAUAUGAUAAGAUGUACAUUUUAUAUAUUAUUAGACUAAAAUUAUGUAUAAAAGAUACUAUAGGUAAUUUAAUAGAUACUUAGCUAAACUUAGGCUAUACAUAUACGAUAUAUAUUUAUUGCUAUUAUGUGAUAUAUAUAAUAUGUAAACUAUUUUAUAGUUUUGUCAAAUUAUUCGGAUCAUAUAUUUUGUACGAUAAAGAGAGUAAAAGAUGCAUUGAUAAUGUACGCUACUCUGUUAUAAUUGUAAAGAAAACAACUUAAAUUGAUAUUCUCAGCUAUUAAAUUAUGUCUCAAUAUUUUUAUAAACCACGUUAUAAUUUUUUUAUUAAUAUAAAUUACAUAACUGUA